Drosophila sechellia is the source of this 416-nucleotide messenger RNA. RefSeq names its product Ecdysone-induced gene 71Ea (gene Eig71Ea). Lineage: Eukaryota; Metazoa; Arthropoda; Insecta; Diptera; Drosophilidae. The coding region runs from base 62 to 364 and encodes 100 amino acids. The transcript has 3 exons. The record is from RefSeq and is a predicted model, not a curated record.
UCGGAAACUUCUGUAGUGUGCCAACUGAUAAGUUACCAACGUGAGAGUUUAAGCUACAAUAAUGCGCCUGAAAACAAUUUUAACCGUCUUUUUUGUCAUAUCGUUGACUCUGGUUGCUGGUCAAGAUCGGGACUGUGACGAAUUGGCAAGGAAAUGUGAAUCCUGUGUGAGGCGUCUAAAUAGUUCAAUCGAUCGCGAUUUACCCCUGUUCAAUAAGGAGUGCAGACAAAGGACCGAAUUAUCUUGGCACUGGAGGAACGUCGGACGCUGUGAGCUCUCCAAGCUAAACUGCUUGGGUUGGCAGUCACCCAUGAACUGUGAAGACAUUGCAAUGAGGGCUGGUAUGGAACGCAGGCGUAAUUAAUGAGCAUCCACUAUUGCAUAAAUGAAAUGAUUAAAAAAAACUUAAAGAGAAA